Molecule: messenger RNA, 2585 nt
Organism: Dermacentor silvarum
Lineage: Eukaryota; Metazoa; Arthropoda; Arachnida; Ixodida; Ixodidae
Product: sodium-coupled monocarboxylate transporter 1
Exons: 16
Coding region: 97-2157 (686 amino acids)
Biological process (GO): transmembrane transport; sodium ion transport
Cellular component (GO): membrane
Molecular function (GO): symporter activity
Source: RefSeq, a predicted model, not a curated record
UGAACAAAUUUUGAAGGUAUAACAGCUCCUAGACCACCGAUUCGCUCAAAGAAACUUACAGUCGAACGGCAUACUGCCACCGAAAAAAAAGACACCAUGGACAACGUCACUCUUACUUCAACGGCAGAGCUGGUGGCCCGAUUCACAUCCUACGAUUACGCCGUGUUCGUUUGCGCUCUACUGGGCUCGGGCGGAAUUGGUCUGUACCAGGCUUUCGCCGGUGGUUCUGGAGGCAGCCAGUCUUUGCAGGACAUGUUGACAGGUGGCCGAAACCUGCCCACUGUUCCCGUUGGUACAUCCCUUAUGGCGAGCUUCAUAUCAGCAGCCUAUCUGCUCGGCAACGCAUCCGAGAUAUACACCGCCGGCACCAUGUAUUUCCUGGUGUUCCUUUCGUAUUUUCUUGUGAUUCCGGUCACGGCGCACCUGUACAUGCCCGUCUUCUACAACCUCAAAGUGUGCACUGCCUACGAGUACCUGGAACUGAGGUUCAACCGAGCAAUACGGUUCAUCGCGGUGGCGAUGUUCACUGUACAAAUGGCUCUCUAUUUGGGCGUCUCCCUCUACGCCCCAGCACUGGCGCUGUCGAAAGUGAUGGGAAUGCCAUUGUGGGCAGCAGUAGCUCUACUUGGAAUUAUCUGCACCAUCUAUACUAGCAUCGGCGGCAUCAAAGCAGUGGUCUACACGGAUACCUUCCAAUGCGUCGUCAUGUUCAUCGCCUUAAUUGUGGUGGUCAGUAUGGGCUUCAAGGCAGUUGGCGGAUUCGAGAACGCCUGGAACAUCGCCAAGCAGGGAGGACGCAUCCAGUUCAACAGUGCGAGCUACAAGCUGAACGUCCGGCAUACCGUCUGGGGUCUCAUAAUCGGCGCUUGGUUCGCCAACUCUGCCAGCUACAACACGAACCAGAUGAUGGUGCUACGCUACCUGACAGUAAAAACUCUCACCAGGGCGAAAAUAGUGGUGUGGCUGAACCUGCCGUAUUUGUGCCUAAUCCUGCUGUUGAGCUGCCUCUGCGGUCUGAUGAUGUACGCUCGCUACGCCACGUGUGACCCUCUGUUGACGAAAAGGAUCGACACACCCGACCAGCUGCUGCCCUACUUUGUGAUGGACGUACUCGCUGAAACUACAGGGGUGGCCGGCGUGUUCGUCACGGGAAUCUUCAUGGCGUCACUUAGUUCUGUGUCUUCUGGAAUCAACGCACUGGCAACUGUCUUCUAUGUGGAUAUUAUCGCCGUCCUCAGGCCAGGCAUCAAAGAAUCGACGGGAUCCCAUAUUAUGGUCGCCCUGGGUGUGUUCUUCGGGAUACUAUCUAUUGCAUUGGUUGCGGUGGCCCAGCAGUUGGGAGACGUUCUGGCGGCACAGUCAGCGAUCAACAGCGGACUUGGAGGGCCACUGCUCGGCCUCUUCUCCAUGGGGAUGUUCAUCCCGCAUGUCUCAACAAAGGGCGCCAUGCUGGGCCUGCUGACGUCCUUGGGCAUCGCCCUGUGGAUCAGCAUCGGAAGCCUGAUUAAUCCGGCCACAUACCCGUCGCCGCCGCUAUCAGUGGACGGCUGCCCCGCACUGUACCGAAACACCACCAACAGCUCCGAGCCAUACGUGCACCCAAUGAUCUCCAACGAAGACGUCGGUGACGACAUCUACUCGGUGUCUUACCUGUGGCAAACGAUGGUGGCGUUCCUCAUAAGCUUCGCGGUCGGCAUUCCUGCCAGCUUUUAUGCAACUGCAAACGAUCCGAAGAAAAUGAAUCCCAAGUUGAUUUGCCCCAUCGUGGACAUCCUAUUCCCGUACCUUCCAGAACGAUGCAGAAGGCCGUUCAGGUUCAAGCUGGGAGAAGAAUAUGUUGACCCACAGCUUCAAAAGAAGAACCAACAGAGAAGUCUGUCACAGACAAGCGCCAAAGUGGCUGUCCCACCCAUUGAGCGCGAUCCCAAGAUCCUGGGCCAGAAUGUGACCUACAUCCAGGCGCUCACGGAGAAGCUCUUCCCGAACGCAGCCUUCAGUCCCGUGGAGCCUCUGCGCUAUGACUCGGCGUUUUCUGCUAGCUCACCGUUCCCGCCUCCAACCGAUGUCGUGUGCCUGCCGCAGCCAUCGCUAGCUCACGUCCCACGAAGAAGGCAUUCUAGUUACCGUGCCAGCAACGGCGAGUCAUCGAGGAUGUAGGACUACCCCCAUGUUUUCUGACUUUCGACAUAGAAUAAGGGGGCAGUCAAGCGACUUGAAACUUCGCAGAAAGCUGUCCUUGGAGUACGGAGCCACCAGCAGCUGCGAAGAAAACAACAGUGGUCGUGACGAUGAUGGGUCGUAGACUAGUAUGACAAUGGCUAUAUCACUGCCAAUAAAUUGCAUCGUUCAGUCAUGCAUUCGGGUGCGCAAGAUGUGACCUGGGAUUUUGUCAAAUGAUGGCGGUUCCCUAAAGCGCACGAGGCAGUCGAAUGAACUGCCUUUACGCAUCACCAUAGAACACAAUUUACAACCCGUGAACGCAAAUCAAGUCGAAAGCGUAAGAAAAGGACAAUGCUUCGAUUUUGUUUUUUUAACCGUCAGACACUGUGCGCCCGAUUGAUUUGUAUGAUCUCAAAUAAAAUAAA